Messenger RNA from Parasteatoda tepidariorum (common house spider), 2386 nucleotides. RefSeq lists its product as uncharacterized. Gene Ontology annotation, cellular component: chromatin; PcG protein complex; transcription regulator complex. The record is from RefSeq and is a predicted model, not a curated record. Gene Ontology annotation, biological process: regulation of transcription by RNA polymerase II. Gene Ontology annotation, molecular function: DNA-binding transcription factor activity, RNA polymerase II-specific; RNA polymerase II cis-regulatory region sequence-specific DNA binding. Lineage: Eukaryota; Metazoa; Arthropoda; Arachnida; Araneae; Theridiidae.
AUCUCAAUAUAUUCAUUACAAAAGUCGGGCAGAAGUAGACAGCAAAAAAUGAAUCUUGUUUUUGUUUUCAUCAAUAUUAAUAAAAACUGAAUAUCCACUAAAGCUAAUAGAGAAUUCUUUAUUUUAGAAAAAUGCAAGCUGAGCAACUUAAUCCAGUAUUAGUUGUUUGGAAAGUUGAUUUUAACCGCCAACCAAAGUAUUCAAAUUGCACCGUUUGUCAGAAUGGUUUUAAAAGUGUCAGGGAUCUAGAAAAGCACUUGAAGACGCAUUCUCCGAUUGUCACCUAUCCGUGUCAGAUUUGCGGGAAAGUUUUCAAAACUAAGUCUUCUCACCGGAAACAUCAAAUUGUUCACUCUGAUAAAAAACCGUUCCAAUGUGAAGUUUGUCAGAAAGCUUUUAAAUUAAGAAUUGUACUCCUAAACCAUAUGAAGGUUCAUUCUGACGAACGACCUUACCCAUGUGAUGUGUGCGAGAAAAGUUUUAGAGUUGCUGGCAGACUUCGCUGGCAUAAACGAAUCCAUGAAAAGGAGACGCCUUACGCCUGUCACAUUUGCGGCAAGGAGCUGGUUUCAAAGGAGAGUUUAAAAAGUCAUUCCCAAAUUCACAACACCGAAGCAAAACCAAAUUUUCAGUGUGAUGUUUGCGGAAAAAAAUUAUCUACUAAAAUAGUUCUCAAAAGACAUCUUUUAAUUCAUGCCAAUUUGAGAGAUUUCGAAUGUGAUGUUUGCAAAAAAAGAUUUAACGAUCGAAGUACUCUUCGAAAUCAUUGUCAAUCACAUUCAAAAGAGAAGGAAUUUGCUUGUCAGUUGUGUGGUAAGAAGUAUAAUCAUAAAGGCUGUCUUCGCUAUCAUUUUAUGACCCACACAAAAGAAAAGCCACACGUGUGUGACGUGUGCGGUAAAGGUUUCCCAGUGCGAACACACCUUUUAUCUCAUGUUAAAAUCCAUUCCCCCGACAGGCCAUUCGUUUGUGAAAUAUGCGGAAAAAGUAGUAAAUUGAGAUGCAAUCUUACGAAACACAUGCGACUGCACGGAAAUGUGAUCAUCUUCGAUUGCAACGUUUGUAGUGAAAAAUUCAUCUCGAAAAAGUCCUUGAAAAUACAUUAUAAUAUUCGUAAAGAGGCAAAUGUAGCGUGUUUUGAAUGCGAAAUUUGUUCGUCAAAAUUCCUUACGGAAGAAUCGCUUCAAAAACAUUCUGCCAUCCACAAAAUGAAAAAUGCUGCUCAAAUUUUUGAUCAGAAUUUUGUUUUGAAAAAUGGUGAAAGUUUAAUUGAAUGUAGCUUUAUAAAAUUUCAGGUUUCUGCUAAGUAACUAUAUGUGUAUUUUAAAGUUACUAUCACACAGUUUUUUUUAUUAUAAAAAAUUAUUGCUUAGCAGGGUUGGCAUGAUUUAAAUCACUUUAUUUUAAUCAUAAUCACUUGACUCUAGUUAAAAAUACAUUGAUUUAAAUCAAAUAUGAUUUUUUUAAAAUCAUUGAUUUAAAUAAAUUUAACUUGUUUUAAAAAAUUGAAAUCUGGAAAAAAAAGCUAGUUUAGAAUAUUUUUUGUACAAUAUAAUUAAUAAAUAUGCAUAUUCUCUAAGGGAUGAUUUUUUUAGUCUUUUUUUUUUUUCAUUGAUAAUAAGAGUUUUUAAAAAUUAAUAAUGAGAGGGAGAUGUAUGGAAAAUAUUUUAUUUCAAAAUAGACUAUUUAAUAAAAACUAAAAGUGGCAUGAAUUUUUUCCACUCAUCAUAUUUUCUCACGCCCUAGUGGCUGUGCUUAAAUUGCCCCUCUAUCUUUAAAAUUCUUUUUUUGGUCUGAACAAAAAUAACCAUAAUUUUAUUUAUUCAGCGACUAGUUAAUAAUUUCUGUGAGAAAUAUUAAUCAUUUUAGCAUAUUGUUUCAUAGAUACAUAUUAAUUUUUAGCUAUUUUUUUUAAAAAAAAAGAUAUAAUUAAAAAAUAGAUUUCAAUCAAAAAAUUUGAAUAUUUUUUUAAAAUCAUAAUUUUUGCCGACCCUGUUUAGUAUCAGAGUUACCGCGUAUUCACAUAUAUUAGACUAAAAUUUUUCUGUUAUUAUGUGUCACAGUAUAACUUUGUUGACAAACAAGUUUAUAUUUAUGUUGCAUAAAAGCAAUCUUAUUAACACUAUUCAAAAAUGAAUUAAAAAAGAAAAAGAUUUUCUGUAAAACACUGAGGCAGUAUUCGUGUAUUUCAAACAUUCUUCAAGCCUGCACUUUAUGUGAUAUGAUUUUUAAUAAUUUUUUAAGUGUUUUUAUCUUUCAUAACUAAUUAUUGGUUUUAAUUCUUAAGAUUCUUGUUGAUUAAUAAUAAAUAUACAUGCAUAUAAACUAAGGUACUCAUCCCUUUUGCCAAUGCAAGUAAAUUCAGCCAAUAUAUUUAUUUAUUCAA